Messenger RNA from Anoplophora glabripennis (Asian longhorned beetle), 868 nucleotides. Its product is annotated as probable phospholipid hydroperoxide glutathione peroxidase. Gene Ontology annotation, biological process: response to oxidative stress. Lineage: Eukaryota; Metazoa; Arthropoda; Insecta; Coleoptera; Cerambycidae. Bases 87 to 740 code for a protein of 217 amino acids. The transcript has a single exon. Gene Ontology annotation, molecular function: glutathione peroxidase activity. The record is from RefSeq and is a predicted model, not a curated record.
CAUAGACAUUGAAAGGUAACGCGAACAGGUAGUCGCGUUGAUUUGAGGUUAAUUUGUAUUAAAAGUUGUUUUAAGUAUUUGCAAAAAUGUCCCAGAGGCGUAGCGCCAGAAACAAGAAAAAUGCAAACGCAGUGGAGACAGAAAAUGAACUACAAUUAGAGGAACCCCCGAAAAAGAAAACUAGGACCAAGCAACAGAAACCAGUCCCAGAAAAUGAGCGGGAAAUAAACACUGAAGUUGAAGAGGAAGCCUGGAAAAAUGCUUCUUCGAUCUAUGAAUUCACAGCCAAAGAUAUAAAUGGAGAAGAAGUGUCUCUGGAGAAAUAUAAGGGCCACGUUUGCAUCAUAGUAAAUGUUGCCUCAAGAUGUGGUCAUACAGCGUCGAACUAUGAACAGUUCAACAAAUUGCAUACCUUGUAUGCAGACGAGAAAGGGUUGAGGAUCCUUGCUUUUCCAUGUAAUCAGUUUGCCAGUCAAGAACCAGGGGAUAAUAAGAAGAUAUGCGAGUUUAAAAAGAAAAAAAACGUUGAAUUUGAUGUUUUUGAAAAAAUCGACGUCAAUGGUAAGAAGGCUCAUCCGCUUUGGAAAUUUUUGAAGGACAAAAUCGAUGGGCCGAAAGGACCCAACAUUAACUGGAAUUUCACCAAAUUCAUUAUAGACAAGGAGGGAAAAGUGGUUGAAAGGUUCAAGCCUACCGUUAAGCCCUUACAGCUCGUAGAGCAUCUCGAGAAAUAUUGGUAAAAGAUUUGCUGUAUGUAUUCUUAAGUCUAAAUACCUCAUAUAUUGUUUUGUAUUUUAUCUGUAUCUAUGACAAAGUGUUUAGUUAAUAUUUACCUUCAAUAAACGUUUAUUUUUUCAUGUAAAUUACA